AUGGUUUUGGAUUACAGCAAAUGGGAUGCUCUCGAGCUCUCUGACGAUUCGGACAUUGAAGUCCAUCCCAAUGUCGACAAACGUUCGUUUAUUCGAGCCAAGCAAGCUCAGAUCCACCAGCAACGAGCUCAGCGCCGCCAUGAGAUCGAGACGUUGAAGUACGAGCGGAUUAUUAACGAUGGCCUAAUUUCUCGCAUCGAUAGCCUCCUGGGUGCGCUUCAGCAACAUGAAGAUUCCUCUCGCAGCCUGGAAGAAAUCGUCUUCAAUUUCAUCGUUGAGUCUGCGAGCAACCCGGACCAGGAUAGACCCCCCGCACCGCCGGAAGGAGUUUAUACCCACGAGAAGGAACAACCGAAGUAUUCGCAGAUGAUGAGCUCGCUGGUGGACCAGGUCAGGAAAGAGAUUGGUGACUCAAACCCCGAAAACCUUACCCAGGCAUACAUUAAAGGCGUGAAGGAACAUAAGAGCAAAGUCGAAAGUCUACAGAAGGAAUUGUUGGAGAAACUUGCCCAGCUUGAAAAGGAGGAGAGAAGCAAGAUAACCAGUGAUCAGAUACACACCGGAUUUGAUACAUCCUUUGUGGCGAAAGCGAGCGACAAGCCCACAGGUUCGACAUCAGUCGAGCUCUUGAACCCGGGGGUUUUGAAUAAGGAUGCCUCAGCUGCACCAGCUACCGGUGCUGGCGAUGAUGACUACGAUCCGGCAGACAUGAAGGCUAGUGAACUAGCAAAGCAAUUCUCGAGGAUCAAACUUGGCGAAUACAGGGCUUCUCUUCAGUUCAUCUCCGAGCAUCCCGAGAUUGUCGCCGAGAAGGAAACGGACGGGUUACUUGUUGAAGCUUUCAACAGCCAAAUGGAGGGAAAGGAGGAAUAUGCGCGCCAAUGUGUACAUCAGGGUCUGCUUCUGCAGUAUUGUCGAUCACUGGGUCGGGAUGGUAUCGCGCUCUUCUUCAAGCGAAUCACAACCAAAGAUCACCAGGCAGGAACUAUAUUCAGGAACGAUGUCAACGAGACCUACAACAAAAUCAAGACCCGAGCUGCAGAACUAGCCAAGGAUAGCUCAGCCGCCAACGACCCGGCCGGUGUAGAGCAGAUUCAAUUACACGCCGUUGACCCGAACACCAAGAUCACAAUCAAUAUCCCUCCCACCGACAGCACGGAGCCGGAGGUCAUCGAAGCGCGUAGAAUUUUUGAGUCCUUCUCGCCAGCUCUGCAAGCAGCCCUGAAGUCCGAAUCGUUGGAUGAGGUCAACAAGGUUCUCGGUAAGAUGAGCGUCGAAGAGGCAGAGGAGGUCGUCGAUAAGCUUGGACAGGGCGGAAUGCUUAGCCUUGAGGAGGGGAUUGUGGACGCCACCACCGAGGAAGGCCGCAAGAAGCUGGAAGAGCUCGAGGCAGAAGGAAGGUCUCACGGCGUUGCUGAGGAUGUGGGAGAGCCCGGCGGCGACAUUACCGAAUUGGAUUAA
Molecule: messenger RNA, 1461 nt
Organism: Penicilliopsis zonata CBS 506.65
Lineage: Eukaryota; Fungi; Ascomycota; Eurotiomycetes; Eurotiales; Aspergillaceae
Exons: 2
Coding region: 1-1461 (486 amino acids)
Biological process (GO): protein folding; protein stabilization
Cellular component (GO): cytoplasm
Molecular function (GO): heat shock protein binding; protein-folding chaperone binding; protein kinase binding
Source: RefSeq, a predicted model, not a curated record